Molecule: messenger RNA, 873 nt
Organism: Aureobasidium vineae
Lineage: Eukaryota; Fungi; Ascomycota; Dothideomycetes; Dothideales; Saccotheciaceae
Source: the annotation of a GenBank genome assembly
AUGAAGUUCACCGCUAUCGUCGCCGCUAUUGCUGGCGUUGCCAUGGCUGCCCCGGCCGCUGAACUCCCGGCUGCUGAGCUGGAGAAGCGUGCCACUCCCAUCAACUAUGUCCAGAACUACAACGGCAACCUCGCCAACUUCAAGUACAACCAGGGCGCUGGCACUUACACCGCCAACUGGAACCACCCCGGUGACUUCGUCGUCGGCCUUGGCUGGACCAAGGGUAGCGCCAGGAGCAUUACCUUCAGCGGUUCCUACUCUACCGACAGCAGCUCCUACUACGCCGUCUACGGCUGGUUGAACAACCCCUUGACCGAGUACUACGUUGUUGAGAACUACAGCUAUGACCCUUGCUCCACCGGCACCCAGGUCGGUACCGUCACCAGCGACGGCUCUUCGUACAAGAUCUGCACCCACACCCAGGUCAACCAGCCCUCUAUCUCCGGCACCAAGACCUUCGGCCAGUUCUUCUCUGUGCGCCAGAGCAAGCGUACCUCUGGUACUGUCACCAUGUCCAACCACUUCAAUGCAUGGGCACAGCACGGCUUUAAGGCCGGUGACUACAACUACCAGGUCUUCGCCGUUGAAGCCUUCGGCGGCACUGGCAGCGCCAACGUCAAGGUCUCUGGUUACACCGGCACCGGCAGCGGAGCUGGAUCUGGAUCGACCACUACCAGUGCUCCCGCACAAGGUCCUACAACUGUCACCUCUGCACCUCCCAGCACCACUACCACUUCCUCCGGCGGAUCGAGCGGUGGCUCUAUUCAAGUCUGGGGACAGUGUGGCGGUCCCGGAGCAGCAGCCGGAUCUUGUGUCUCGGGCACCAAGUGUGUCACCCUGAACCAGUACUACUCCCAGUGCCAACCUGCAUCG